Andrographis paniculata is the source of this 1929-nucleotide messenger RNA. Its product is annotated as S-adenosylmethionine decarboxylase proenzyme-like. Gene Ontology annotation, cellular component: cytosol. The transcript is spliced from 4 exons. Bases 524 to 1591 code for a protein of 355 amino acids. Gene Ontology annotation, molecular function: adenosylmethionine decarboxylase activity. Lineage: Eukaryota; Viridiplantae; Streptophyta; Magnoliopsida; Lamiales; Acanthaceae. Gene Ontology annotation, biological process: spermidine biosynthetic process; spermine biosynthetic process. The record is from RefSeq and is a predicted model, not a curated record.
GACACUUGCCUGCCAUUUCAGCCUCACGAGAUUUUGAGAACGCCAUCUCAAUAACGAAGGAUCGAGGUUUUCUGAGAGGUAGCAGUUUUGUUUUAGGGUUUGGAUUUAUUGAGCAGCCGCAAUCGUUAUUGAAUUUGCAGAUCGGAUUGUGGAUUGUGGAUUGGAGGAUAUCGUUAGAAGGAAAAUAAUAUUUUGUAUUUGAUCCAAGAGUUGAUGAUCUAAUGGAGUCAAAAGGUGGGAAAAAGAAGUCUAGUAGUAGUAGUAGUAAUAAAUCCCAAUUCUACGAAGCUCCCCUUGGAUACUGCAUCGAAGACAUUCGACCAAACGGAGGCAUCAAGAAGUUCCGAUCUGCUGCGUACUCCAACUGCGCUCGCAAGCCAUCCUGAUAUUCCUCCAGCGACCUCCUAACCACGUCUCCGGACGUAUCGAAAGUUUUAGUUAUUUAGGUUUUUAUUUUUUUCAACGAUUUCCUUUCCCCCGCACCUCCUUCUCUUCUUUCUCCUUGCUACUGACGAUCUUUGAAAUGGCUCUUCCGGCCUCUGCUAUUGGAUUCGAAGGCUUUGAAAAAAGGCUCGAAAUCUCCUUCUUCGAGCCGAGCAUCUUUGCUGAUCCCGAAGGAAAGGGCCUUAGAUCUCUGUCCAAAUCUCAGCUCGACGAGUUCUUACAGCCUGCUGAGUGCACCAUCGUCGCUUCCCUGUCGAACGAGCAUCUCGAUUCAUAUGUCCUGUCCGAAUCGAGCCUCUUCGUCUAUCCUUACAAGAUCAUCAUCAAGACGUGCGGGACGACAAAAUUGCUCCUCGCCAUUCCUCCCAUACUCAAGCUGUCUGAAGGCCUCUCUUUGUCUAUCAAAAGUGUGAAAUACACUCGAGGAAGCUUUAUAUUCCCCGGCGCGCAACCAUUCCCGCACCGAAACUUCUCCGAAGAAGUCGCCGUCCUCGAUAGCUAUUUCGGCGACCUCGGCUCGUCCGGCAGCCGAGCUUAUGUAAUGGGAAAUGCCGGUAAGAAUCAGAAGUGGCACGUUUACGCUGCCUGUGCCGACGAUUCUGUCGAAUCGUUCGAACCCGUUUAUACUCUGGAGAUGUGCAUGACUGGAUUGAAUCGGGACAAGGCUUCUGUCUUCUAUAAAAGUAAUUUUUCGACGGCUGCGACGAUGACUGAGAAUUCCGGUAUACGGAAGAUCCUUCCGGAAUCCGAGAUCUGCGAUUUCGAGUUCGACCCUUGCGGGUAUUCGAUGAACUCGAUCGAGGGAGCUGCCCUCUCGACUAUUCACGUCACCCCGGAGGACGGGUUUAGUUACGCCAGCUUUGAGGCGGCUGGGUAUGACUUUAAGUCUUUGAGCCUCGGCUCGCUUGUUGGAAGGGUUUUGGCGUGUUUUGAGCCGAAGGAGUUUUCCGUUUCUGUGCAUGCUGAGGCGGGUGCGGAGCUCGUAAUUGAUUUUGACGUAAAGGGUUAUGGUGCGAACGAGAGAGUUGUGGAGGAGAUGGGAGCGAACGGGUCGAUGGUGUAUUGUAAGUUUGUCGAGAGCGGCGCGCGUUGCGGGUCGCCGAAGUCGGUUCUGAGGGGUUUUGUAGAAGAUGAAGAGAAGGAGUAGCUAUGCUAUGAGUAAGGUAAUGAAGUUUGAUUGUGGUGUUUUAUGUUUUUGAAUAAGGAAGGGAAGGAAUGGUGUCUUGUUGUUAUGACAAGAAAACAUUCAUUCAUUCAUUCUUGUUGAAGUGUUUUGUUUUUUGAUGGGAUCAUUCUUGAUGAAGUUUGAUUUUGGGGUUGGUUGAAUAAGGGCAGUAGUAGUACUUUUUUUUAUUAUGGGUUUUGUAGUGUUGCUGCUACAAAGAAAGUCGUAAGAAGUACUACUACUUACUAGUCAUUGUGUUGUGUGUGUCUUUUGUUAUUUUCUGGAUUAAUAAUAGUAGUAGUAUCGUUUUCGGUUAAUUA